AUGCCUGUUGAAAAUGGUCUUCCUGGCUGCUACCAGCCUCCUCGUUGGUGUUUGGUGCGAUGGAUCUCGUUCAAACCAGUUGGAUGUCUGAAUGAAAGAGGAAGUGUCCGACCACGGCUGGUGUUGGCGUCACGUUCACGUCCUGCAGCUUCAGAGGACGAAGACGUCGACGAGGACAUGGACGUUUACCAGGAGGCUGUGGAGUAUCUGCUGGCCCGACAAGUGGACAUCGUGGUGGAGGCGGAGUCUGACAUCCUGGAGGAGGAGGUAUUCCAUGAGGAGGUGGAGUCUGGUCUCCUUUCUCCUCUGAAUAUUGAGGGUUUAGACCUUCCAGACACACCAACACCAUGCAGCCCGGAGGAGAUGCUGGACAGGAGGCUGGUGGUCCUGAAAGGCAUCCUGGAGGGUGAGGAGGUUUAUCUGAACGAACUGGAGGCUCUGCUAACGCCAAUGAAGGCUCUCCGGGCCUCAGCCGGGACCUCCCAGCCGGUUCUGUCCAGCCAGGAGGUCCAUACAGUCUUCUACCAGGUUCCUGAGCUCCGAGACCUGCACCAGAACUUCUACUUGGGUCUGAAGGACCGACUCAGCGCUCACCAACAGACAGAACCCAGUCAUCUGGAAGAACCGGGACGAAGGAGGGCGAGGAGGACGAGGAGGCCCAGGGACGCAGCAGAACCCAGACAUGAAGGGUUUGAGCUGGUGGUGGGAGAUCUGUUUCUGAAGAUGGUGAACCAGAUCGGUUUGUAUGGAGGCUUCAUUGAAAACUACGAGGACGCCGUUGAAGUCGUCCGGAAGUGCACGAACUCAGACCCUCGUUUUCGGACCCUGGCCCAGAGCAUGACGACUCACAACGGAGCAGACAAAACCCGGACCAAAUACACCUUCGAAGCUCUUCUGUACAAACCUUUGGACCGAGUCACCAAGACCACGCUGGUGCUGCAAGAUCUGCUGAAGACGACGCCUGAUGACCACACAGAUCAUGCCGCUUUACAUGAAGCUCUGAGGUUGAGUCGCAGCUUCCUGUCUGGAGUCAACGAGAGUUCACAGAGCAGACGGGAGGUGACGCUGAGCCACGGCCUGAGGCGUCAGCUGAUUCGUGAUGGCUUCGUGGUGGAUGGGAGCGAUGGCGAACGCAGCCUCCGUCACCUCUUCCUUUACACCGACCUGCUUCUGUGCACCAGAUGCAAACCUGCAACCAGAGGGAAGCAGGACCAGUACCGGUUCUGCUGGUACCUGCCUCUCGCCGGCCUCAAACUGCGCUGGUUCAUGGACGAGGAACGAUCAGCUGACACUCAGCUCCGCCUCCAAGCCAUCAGGACGAAGAUGCACCUGCUCCGACAGCAGCUCCAACAGCAGGCGAAGGGUUUAAAGGCUCGAAGCAGGAAGAAACUGGAGCAGAUGGAGACGAUGCUGCUCAUGACCUCGACGGUUUACAGACUGGAUCUGCACAGUCCCAGCGGAAAAAGCCACAGCCUGGUCUCGUCCUUUCUCUAUGAACUAGAAGAAUGGAGAGAAGCCAUCGACAAACUCACUAAAGACAAUGUAGAAACAGUGCCUCCAGAUCUGCUCACCCUCACCGGUGCAUGUGUGAAGCUGAGGAUGACGCAGCAGCUGCUGCUGCAUAGCGCCGAUGGUGGAGACGAUGGUGAGGCGUUGUGUGGGACUCUGACCGUGGCCGUUCACUCGGCCCGUGGACUGGAACAACCGGCCCGUGUGUACGUUUGCGUGGAAGUGGAUGGAUUUGACUUCUAUGAAAGACAAGCCCAGACCCACUCGUCCGUCCUCAGCUUCAGUCCACAGUGGGAGCAGGAGCUGUGUUUCCAGGUGGAUGGGGCUCAGAACCUCAGGCUGCUCUGCAUCAGUCAGUCGGACCGAGAUGAACGGGACCACACCGUCCUGGGAAAAACCAGUGUUAAGUUAGAUCCUAAAAGCCUCAGUAGGAGAUGGAGGCGACAGACUCUGAACCUCGGCCUCGUGGAGGUGAACGUGUCCCUGAAGUUCAUUCCACAUCCUCUGGACCCGCCGAGGUCCACGUCCCAGCAGCAGCUGGUCUUCAACGUCCCCAUCGAGACCGUGGCUCAACAGGAGGGGGGUCUGGUUCCUCAUGUGGUUCGAUGCUGCGUUGAGGAGGUGGAGACCAGAGGGAUGGAUGAGGUCGGCAUCUACAGGAUUUCAGGAACCGCCAGUGACAUCAGCACAUUGAAGAACGCAUUCAACAGCAAUCUUCGUGAAGCUGUCACUAGGCUGAGGAGCGCUGAGGUCAACGCAGUGUCCGGCGUCCUCAAACUGUACUUCAGAGAGCUACCGGAGCCGCUCAUACCCACCGGCCUGUUCCAGAGUCUGGCCAGGACCCUCGACAUCCAGGACAUGAACUCGAGACUCGUGUCCCUGUUGUCUCUGCUGCAGUCGUGUCCCGACGCCAACCGCCACACCUUCCUCUACCUCCUCCACCACCUCAAAAGAGUUUCUGAGAGGCAAGACGUCAACAAAAUGUCCCUGUUAAACCUGGCCACAGUGUUUGGACCAAGCCUCCUGCGCCCUCCGGUGGCUGGAGUGGGGAACGACGGCCCUGCUGUGGACAUCUCCCAGGAGGUGGUUGUACAGGUCCAGGUGGUUUUCUCAUACCUGCAAUGCAACAACCUCCCAGAGGCAAGGAUUUCUCUGCCACAUGACUCGGACACCGAAGAUGAGACCACCCACUUGUGAGACCACCAUAGGAGUCUAGACCUGAGGAAGACCCACAGAAGGACUGGAAGACCAUGAAGAUAUUUAUUAAUGCUGAACAUGGAUUUUUUUGUAUUUUUCUAUCAUUUCACACUAAUGGCUUUUACGUCUCUAUGGUUUAAUAAAGCUGUUUUACACUGUAACGUA
Molecule: messenger RNA, 2871 nt
Organism: Sphaeramia orbicularis (orbiculate cardinalfish)
Lineage: Eukaryota; Metazoa; Chordata; Actinopteri; Kurtiformes; Apogonidae
Product: active breakpoint cluster region-related protein
Exons: 24
Coding region: 1-2706 (901 amino acids)
Biological process (GO): positive regulation of GTPase activity; signal transduction
Cellular component (GO): membrane
Molecular function (GO): guanyl-nucleotide exchange factor activity; GTPase activator activity
Source: RefSeq, a predicted model, not a curated record